Molecule: messenger RNA, 1574 nt
Organism: Eucalyptus grandis
Lineage: Eukaryota; Viridiplantae; Streptophyta; Magnoliopsida; Myrtales; Myrtaceae
Product: bifunctional nuclease 2
Exons: 11
Coding region: 369-1352 (327 amino acids)
Biological process (GO): protein ubiquitination
Cellular component (GO): VCB complex; nucleus
Molecular function (GO): nuclease activity
Source: RefSeq, a predicted model, not a curated record
CUCUACAGACAGAAGAAAGAAUCUCUUAUCCUCUCUCUCUCUCUCUCAUCUCUUUCUCUCUCUAUCGGCCAGUUUUAUCCGAUCCUCCGUUCUGCUUGUCGGUCCUUCGAUUCCUUUCUUUUCAUUCCCUUCUUCCACUCUCUCUCUCUCUUUCUCUCUCUCUCUCUUCCGUUUGCUGGUUUCGAUCCUUCCUGCUCUGAGAGUUGCCUCUCGCUUUGGAUGUAAUUCCAGUCUGACUUGCACGCGCACGCCACCUGCCCGCGGACGGAAUCUUGGGUCGGGUUUCGCGCGGCUUUCCGGUCCGGCGAUCGGAGGCGGGAUUCGGCAUCGGCGACUGGUUUCUCGCUCGAGACUUUGGUAGAGGAGGCAUGGGGUCAUUACAAGGACCGGUUAUUUGUCCCACCGUCCGUGCGAAGCAAGCUGGUGCCUACACUGUCCCUGUGACUGCCCCGCUUACGAAGCCUAAGCUUCUUAGAAGCGAAAUUUGGGGAUGCAGGGGAUCUUUUAGAGCUAAAACCAAAGCUGCAGCUGUUACUCGCCUAUCAAUUGCUCGAAGAGGCAGGGCGCCACGGUGCAGCUUCAGUUCGUCCUCGGACGGUAAUGGAAGCACUGCAGAGAACUUCAAUGAAAAUGAUGAAGACUAUGUCAAUUCCAGUAUUGUUGAAGCUGUUGAGGUGAAGAGUGGGGCAGAAGGUUUCACCAUUAAAAUGAGGGAUGGGAGGCACUUAAGAUGUGUCCAUAACAAUCCUCAAGGGGGACAUCUGCCCGAUUAUGCUCCGCAUCCUGCUAUUGUCCUAAAGAUGGAAGAUGGGACUGGUCUUCUCCUCCCUAUAAUCGUUUUGGAGAUGCCAAGUGUUCUUCUCAUGGCUGCUGUGCGGAAUGUUCAAAUUGCUAGACCAACUUUAUAUCAAGUGGUUAAGGAAAUGAUUGACAAGAUGGGUUAUGAAGUCAGACUUGUCAGGGUCACUAAGAGAGUUCAUGAGGCAUAUUUUGCUCAGUUGUAUCUUACAAAGAUGGGCAACAAAUCAGAAUUUGUCAGCUUUGAUCUCCGACCUUCAGAUGCCAUCAACAUUGCAGUAAGAUGCAAGGUGCCAAUACAAGUGAACAAAUAUUUGGCUUACAGUGAUGGAAUGAAAGUAAUUGAGUCUGGCAAGCUUUCGGCACAGACCCCUGGAUCAGAUGGGUGGUUGUUCACAGAACUUGAUAGGCCCAGUGGUCAGCCAUGCAUUGAAACGAAAGAGUUUGAUCUGGUGCGCAACAUGCUCAUAGCUGCAGUGGAGGAGCGCUACAGAGAUGCUGCUCAAUGGAGGGACAAACUAAGCCAGCUGCGGGCUAAAAGAAACUUCACAUGACAGGUAAAGAUGUAGCCAUGAGCUCAAACUGUACAUAGACAUUAUUCGAAUCCAAUGAGGACGCCAUUUCGAGUGAUCCAUUGUGUCUGCUCCCCCUGCCUUCUCUGUAUGUAACUAUAUCUGUGAAUAUAUGUAUAGAGACGAACUCCCCAACUGUUAAUGCUACGGUAAAUGCGAAAGUUGGUCUAUUGAAGUCAAUAAUCCAGGCUUGAAAUCCAUUUA